UUCCGAGUGAGCAGAACACGACGAACCAAGGUUACACAGAUCGACGUGACGAUGCAGACCAGCAUUACCACUCGUCCACUUGGAACGAGCCGUGCUUUUGUUCGUUUACGGCUCUCGCGGACGUCACGCGCUAGCCAAUCAACCGUUCGUUAUGUAUCCAUUAUUUCCGGGAAAGCGAAAGGUUGAUUGGCUGCUCGAUCGCCUCGCGCCGUGCGACACGUGUUGUCGCGUCCUCUGUGGAAAAGCCAUUACUAGCGCGAGAUCUGUGACUUCCGGUUCGACGGACUCGUCGGUGUUUGUUAUGCAGUGCGUCGCAUGAGACAGAACAUGAAAACGGCGGAGGGAAAAGUGGUGGUGCUGGGGUCGCAAGGUGUCGGCAAAACGAGUCUGAUCGGACGUUACAUGGGUAAGGUAUUUAAUGGCUAUGAGAAUCCCACGAUAGGGGCGUGUUUCCUCAACUGCAAUCUGAACCUCGAAAGCGCCCGGAUAAAGCUGCAAGUAUGGGACACCGCUGGCCAGGAAAGAUUCCGCUCCAUGGCGCCGAUGUACUACAGAAACGCGAACGCGGCGAUGCUCGUGUUCGACCUCACGGAAUACAGUACAUUCUCGGCGAUCAAGAGCUGGGUGACGGAAUUGCAACGGAACGUGGAGGAAGCCAUGGUGCUGGUGGUGAUCGGCAAUAAGUCCGACUUGGUGCAACAACGGCAGGUGAACGACGAGGAGGGUCGCGAGUACGCGACGAAAAUCGGCGCGACCUACCACGAGACCUCGGUGCUGCACAACGAGGGUAUCGAGGCGGUGUUCUUAGCGAUCGGUGUCGGCCUCCUGAAAUUGCAAUCGGGCAAUCAAGACAUGGAGACCUCCCUGAGAAUCGGCGAGUCCUCGAGCAGCUCCUGCAUGCGCAGCAACGGCAUGCCACCCACACCCUCCAUCGAGGAGAGUCCGCAGAACAUGAGUAUCGCGCAUGGCAUACACGAGAGACCGUUUACCUGCUAUUGCUAUACGAGAGUGGCCAUCGGGUCCAAACUACCCGACAUGGACGUCUUCUCCAGCGUCGCGGUAACUAGCAUUUCGGAGUGCGAAGACGAAUGCUCCAAGAGAAGAAAUGCCUGCAACGCGUUCGCUUUCGGGAUCGGCAUCAAAGGUAACGGGACAUGUGCGCUGAGCGCGAAAAUGCCGAAACUCGAAGAGCUGGAGUCCCAUGCCGAUUACGAUGUCUACCUGAGAAGUCAACGUUCGCCGAAUUGCGAGCCAGAUCGGCUCUACAAAAUGGGAAACGGCGGACAGGAAAGAAGAAACGAGACGAGACCGACCACGCGAUUCGGCAGCGGCCUCUUAGGCCCGACAAUGCCAAGUAUCCUGUCAUCUCCCAGGAUUACGGGAAGCACGAUGCCUAACAUCGCCAAUGAUCCCUCGUACCAGCAAGGAUACACACCGUCUUUCGACGAUGAGCGCCGGAUCGCCGACAUACUUCGAAACAAAAGUCCGAGGCCGCUCAGCGGCAACAGUCCCUUUGGCACCAAGAUCGAGAAAAUCGACAGCUAUAACGACCUGUAUUCGAACCGGAAGUCCGUCUUUGGCCAAAGGAUCCACUACGAUCCGAAUGACGGUCGCUCGGAUUUUGGUGGGCCGUUCUUCCGAAAUCCUUUCGCGGAUGUGAAUCGACUGAAUCUCGCGUCUACCUUCGACAGUGAUCUUCACUCCUACAAGGCUCUCACAGUUCACAACGGGCCUUUCGACGUUUUCUCACGGCCCAUUUUAAUCCACGACAUAGCCGCGAAAAAUAAAUCGCCCGCAGACUUCGGAUUCUCCGGUGAUUCCGUCAAGUAUCGAGACACAGUCGCGAAUCAUCAGCUCCAUCAACAUCGGGAUCACGGAUUCCUCGACAACGCAUACAAAAGUCAUGGGAUCGUCGCGAGGCCGAAGCAGAACGAAUUGCUCGCAGGAAAUCGCGAUAUCGGGAAAGUGCCUUCCCGGCCGAUCAUCGGCAACUCCUACGGUUUCGAGAACAAUGGCGCGAAGUUAUCAUACGGAGGAUUCAAGGACACUGCCACGAUCUGGAGUCCAGGAUCAUCGCCAGGUGCGUUUCGCGACUUUGGCGCGAGGAUCAUCGCGAAGUCGAAAUCGUGCUACAGGAGGCUGCUGUCCGGCAAAAAGAGUCUGGAGCUGCACGUCAGACGCGCCAUCGAGUGCGAGCGGAUCGAGGACUGCCAUCGCGCUUGCGACUAUGAGAAGCUCUUCAUUUGCGAGGGUUUCAAUUACAGACGCAUCGGCCAUGGAGAGAGAGGGAUGUGCGAGAUGACAUCGGUACCGUACUCUCGUAUGGAUCCCCAUCGAGACUUCGUGUCAGAUCCUCAAUGCGACUAUUACGAGAAGGACCCGAAUUGCGUGGCGAACGCGGCUGGAACGCGACCACCUUGGUGGAAUCAACCGUCUAGACCUACGCAGACCUAUGGUGUACCUUCCAGCGGAAGACCGGAAACGAGGCCCUACACGCCCGAUCGACGUCCUCUGAACGAAGUGCCACGACCUUUGGAUUACGAUCGACGUCCCCUGAAGGAGAUCCCGCGACCCUUGGAUUUCGAUCGACGGCCUACGAACGAGAUCCCGCGGCCUUUGAAUUAUCCUCAUCACAGACACGAGGAGCACGAUCGGCGACCGCCAGUAAUCUACGGAGAACCUCAUCGCGUUCUCUACGACGACACAUUUGGUCAAAAGGGUUAUACCGACGGCCAAGACUCGAUACGAGGCGGAUACCCGGUAGCGAGACCGGAAGAUCGAUUUGACUACAGCGGCCGGUUUCCACCUAGACGACCCAGUGCCGACGAUUUCUACGACAGGAACUGGUCGCGGUACCCGAAAUAUCCGGACAGAAGAAUCGAUCACGGACCCACCCACGACAUAGGUACAAACGAGAUCGGUCCCUAUCUGCCUGAGCAUCGAAAGGACCCGAGUCGCGACUGGAGUUCUUACGGUGCCGUUUACGGCGGUUCCUACGGCUACGACACGAAUUACGUAGGCGGCAAGUUCGACAUACCGAAGUACUACCCGAAACCACGGCCUAAAUCACCGCAACCCUACGAUAGCGAGCACUUCUACGGCGAGUUUUACAAUUACGGCGGUGCAUUCGGAUACGGCGACAGUUACAUACCGGCCGAUCAGGAUUCGCUCUAUGGCGGUGUCGGAAAGACGGACGAAUGCUCCGUCAGAGCCGGCGCGGGAUUCAGACUCGGCAGAGGAGUCGUUCGUAAAACCUACCUAACGGCGAAUCUAGACCAAUGCGAGAGCCUGUGCGUUAAUGAGAAAAGCUACAUCUGCAUGAGCUUCAGUUACAGGUACAAUGUAGCACCUACGGAUCCCACGGACAAUUGCCUCCUCAGUGACGUCUCGUACAAAGAUUUAAAUUUCUACACCGACCUCGAACCGGACCGCGACUACGACAUUUACGCUAUGAUCGCCAAUUCGAGAACUUGCGGCACGAAGAGAGGACAGAGUCAACAUCCUCCGGAUGAGUGUUUUUGGAGGGUCAGAAGCGGAUUCGGAAUGCCGGACGAUGUCGUUAGAAAAUCGAUAAUAGUUGACAGUCUAGGAGAGUGUGAAGUAGAGUGCUCAGUAGCACAAGAUUUUACAUGCAGGAGCUUUGCGUUCAAAUACGGACUGGAUCAAGGACGACGAGACAGCCUGACGAAUUGCUACUUGAGCGACUGGCAGUCGCAGGAUAUUAAUCCUAGCAAUAUGCCGGAUAUGGACGGCGCAGAAUUAUAUGAAAGAGGCAGUUUCGGCAGGGGAUGUCAUCCUUACUCUGUCCCAUUUUUUAAUACGGGGCGAUUUAGUGGCAAGCAGCAAUCACAUGAAGACGAAAUAUGCUAUUCUGGGUAUGAUAAACCCUGCAAAUUGACACCCUACGCCGUGCUCUUGGCAACGUAUGUAAACUCCGAGCAGAAUUGUCGGCAAAAAUGCUCGAGGAUGAGAGAAAGCGAUUCUAUUCCUUGUUUAUCUUACAGCUACAAGCUUACCACUCAUGGUACAGAAGAAAAUUGUCUACUUAGUGAUGUACCAAUAAGAGACUUACGGCCUGGUUUGGAUUACAUCUACGACGACAAUCACGUUAUGUACGCCUGGAAGGACCUUGACCCUCAGUGUGUGGUCACCGGCUACUCUGUUGACGAUGAUCAUGUGUUUGGCGGUCCAGGUCCAAUGAGGCCGCUUCUUCCAGGUCCAUUGCAACCUAACUAUCGCCCCUCAGACGCCGAUUAUCCGAGCUCGAUGCCCGACGAUACUUAUCCUGAACCAAGACCUUUCUUCACGAUACCGAAACCGAGCGGUCAUCAUCACGGCACGAGACCAUAUGAUCUCGAUAGGCCCGACCCGAUCAAACCGUAUCGUCCCGGACACGGCACUUAUGGUGACAAAUUUGGAUACGGUAUUCGUCCCGGACAAAACACUUACGGUGACAAAUUUGGAUACGGUAUUCGUCCCGGUGGAGUCAGUUAUGGAUCUUUCUAUCCUGAUGAACAUUCAACUUUCCGUUAUUACACGGUAAACGGUUACCCGUGUAAAAAAGGCACAAAGUGCGAGAGGAAUAAAAUUGCCGGAUUUUGGGUCUGCGAGACCGAAGGAAGUGAUUUCGGUAACUGGGAUUAUUGCUGCGCACCGACUCAUCAUUGCGGCUUCUCGCAAGGAUAUAAUUACCCAUGGUGCUAUGUCGGCGCUUCGGAAGAUCAAUGGCGGCCAUGUAGCGAGAAGUACUUCCCGUACCUCCCAAGCCCGCGACCCUCCGUACAUACCGCGGAUGGCGGCAACGAUCGUCAUGAUCCUAGUUAUUACGGCAGACACUGGCCGAUCACGUACUUGCACCGAGAACCACCUCCAAACUGUACGGAUUCGCUCGCGUCCGCGGACAACAGCGGAAAUCGUCGCACGAACGAGACAACGCCGAGAACGAUCGAGAAACCGACGAGCAUCACCGGCACGACGACGAUCGAGGCUAACGAUAGCACGACGACGGCUACCACGAGAACACGUCGACGACGACUACGAACGCGAAUGACGCCGGCCAACAACGAUGCGAGAAACAAUCGUAUGAUAUACUUACAGAAAACCGGCGACGCCACAGCAAACCACACUCGCCGUUCGAGAGGACGUGCUGCGAAAAUCGAGCAAAUUUUGAAACCGCCGCGGACCGUUACAAUUGGCGAGCUCACUCCUGACGUCACCACCUUGCCGCGCAUUUCGACAACUGCUGCCACCGACGGCGUUAGCGCGCACUUCAAGCGCACGAAAGUCGAGACGGAAAACGGCGGGAUGAUUCAAGUGCCUCUAAUCACGCCGAACAAUUCACUGCCGAUAGGAGUUUAAGUGUCUAAUAACGAUCUCGAAUAUUCGCAUCUAUCGUCACAUCAACGUCGAAGCAGCGAUAUAUAUUGUAAUUAGGCCUGUUCCUUUUAACUGAAGUGUUGCGCUGCAACUUCGUUCUUUCUCUCUUCAACGCUGAGUUGUGUACUUGUUCACUUUAUUGAGCCCGUUUCUAUCGAUGUCCAUUAAACUUUAAUUUGAGUUUGCGCUUUAUUCAAACAAAGAAUUGAACUCAAGUUUAAUCAACUUUUGGUAAAAAUAUGCAUAAAGGAGCGAAAAGUGCAAUCUAAUUCAGCUAAAAAGAACAGAUCUAUUUUGUCGAUAUGCUCGACGAUAAUCGAAAAGUUUAAUUGAAUUAAUUAAAGGUCGAAAAGUUGGCCGAGAGAGAAAGAUUCAUAUAGGGAUUACGGAAUUGACAUUUAUAUUUAUAUGACAUAAUUAGAUCUAUUUUGUCAGUUUUGUAAAUAUUUAAGAUCUAAGUUCACAGAUCUAAGAAGUAAACUUUUACAGUCGGUAUAUUAUUGCGCUGAAGCUAGAGAUGCUUGAUCGCACUUGGAAUAUUUAGCACAAAAUAGAAAUCGAUGUUUCAAACUAGACGAGUGUUUGAAACACGUCUUAGAAACCUCUUACAAACAUUUAAAAAGAGUAAAGGUACGGUACGCUGCAAAUGCUUUGUAGCGUUUUUACUUCUUUCUCUUUCUUCAUUCGAAUCCGAGGAAUAGAACAAGAGGAAGAAACGCUGCGCAGCAUUUGUAGCGGUUG
Messenger RNA from Odontomachus brunneus, 6117 nucleotides. RefSeq lists its product as uncharacterized. The record is from RefSeq and is a predicted model, not a curated record. Gene Ontology annotation, molecular function: GTPase activity; GTP binding. Bases 316 to 5358 code for a protein of 1680 amino acids. Lineage: Eukaryota; Metazoa; Arthropoda; Insecta; Hymenoptera; Formicidae. The transcript is spliced from 17 exons.